UGACAUCAGACUUCAUUUGGCCGCCAUCUUUGUGCUGCAGUCAUCUGUGAAGCAGGUUCCCGUUACUCCUUUAGAUCUUCAAAUCGACGAUUGAAAUUAGAAUUAUAAACCACUAUGUCAGAAGACAAUCCCUAUGUAAUAGUAAGGUCUGCACCACCAGCACAGAACCCCCAAGCCGGGCCAGGGGGGCCACCUGCCUCCAUGGAGUCAGGUGGACCCGGAGGCCCCCCUCGGGAGCAGAGCAAGAGGCUCCAACAGACUCAAGCUCAGGUGGAUGAGGUUGUGGAUAUUAUGCGAGUGAAUGUUGACAAGGUGCUGGAGAGAGAUUCCAAAAUAGCUGAGCUGGAUGAUAGAGCUGAUGCACUACAGGCGGGAGCUUCUCAGUUUGAAGCUAGUGCUGGUAAACUCAAACGAAAAUAUUGGUGGAAGAAUUGUAAGAUGUUGAUAAUCCUGGGAUCAAUUGUUGCUGUAAUUGUAAUCAUAAUCAUUGUGUGGGCCGUCACAAGUCAAGGAGGAGGAAGUUCCAGCAACAACAACAACAACAACAGCCCUGCGACUAUCGACAACAACCCAGCAAGCGGAACAACACCUGGUACAAGGCGCUAAGUCUCUCCUUCAUGUUAGCGUUAUACAAGGGCAGACAACUCCUCAUUGGCAGUAGGCCUCUGCCCCCCAAAAGUACUUCAGCAUAUUUUGAUACGGACAUCGCAAGGACAGUGAUUGUGGCGCACUUAGAACUAUUUCCAACCAACACGUAGCCUUUGACAUUUCUAUUACUCUUUGUUCAAUUUCAUUGAUGAUGUCAUAUAAGGAAUGCUAAAAGACGCAGUGCGAAUACUUAAUCUUUUCAGAUUGUUAAAUUAUUUAUCUUUGACAGUGUGUUUUGCAAGAUUCACUACUGUUAAUUGUAUAGUAUAUUUUGUUGAAAUGUUUCAAAUAUGUAUCAUUUAAAUUAACCUUUUAUUGUUCAUAGUUUUCACUGUUUGAAGCUUUUUGUUGUGUAUGACUCUGUAUACUUUAUUAACCAGCCGAUCUGGUGCGAGUGGUAUUAUGUCUGUGAUAAGUACAGCAAUCAGUGAUUAAUUAGCAAAAUAACCAUGAAACUUCAUUGCAUCAGUAGAUGUUUAAACUAAGUGGAACAACCUUCUGUAGUAACUCAAGACAGUGUGAGAUAUCCAGCAGGAUAGAAACUCUCUUGUGCUACUGCUUCACAAAUGUUUCCCAGAUACUAGCCAGAGUCAGUCUUUCAGCAUCAUGUUCCCAUACAUAUUGGCAGAGAGAGAGCCAUGUUGCAAUGGUUGCAUGUAAUAACUUAUAAAACAACAAGUUUUGAGAUUCAAAUUUUAUUCCUGUUUGAAGAACCUGUUAAUCGAGUACGCUUGUUCAGUGUAGCUGCUCUGAUGGGUUUUAAAAUUCAAGUUCUGUUCCUGAUUGAAGAACCUGUUGAUUCAGUCUGCUUGUUAAGUGUAGCUGCGUUAUAUAAUAGUGAUGGAGGAUGUGAUGUCUGUUGACAAUAUUUCAUCCUGACUCAGAGUUCUGAGAAAAGGGGGUGGAACGUCAUACAUUCCAGAAUGUGUAUUUUCAUUUUCACCUCAUUUUACCAGAGCGAUUGUGCAUUUUGUGUUGAAAUCCUCUUCAAUCCGUAUCAAAAUCUGAUGAAGACUACUGACCCCUAGUAUCCAUUCUAAAAUAUUGGCUAGAACUAGUUGUGAAAAGGAUGGAAUAAUUGUAACAUAAGGUGUACAUUUAGUCCUUUGUGUAUAUGAUGCCUCAGUUUACCUAUCAUGUGAUCAUUUCUUUCUUGCUUUUUUAGACCUUUUAAGGUUUAUUCAUUGGUUCCAUCUUUCACUUUGAGUUGUGAAUAAAUGAUAAGCCCGAGGAAACUCACAGAAGAUGUGUUACUCAAUUCCUUUGAGACUUAUUCAUUUCUGUAUCUGUUUGUUUUGCUGUGUUUUCAUGGGACAAGGGUCAUCAGUCAAAUUUAAAUUUGUUUCAGCAGCGUAUACAAGUUAGGGUUUGGUAAAUAUCAGAUUUACUAAAUGGCCCUAACACAUUUAUUGUCCAUGCUAUUGUUAAUCAUAUAUAUAUUUGAGACUUUACUGUGUUAUGAGAAGUUACUUGUUUAUUGUUUGACAUUUGAGAAAUUAAGGAAAAGGAUUUUAUCUUGCCAUCAUGUUCCUGGAAUUGAAGUAUAUCAUCAUCUGAUGAGCCUUUUCAAGUUGUUCCUGUAGUUGCUGCUUUAGUUAGUUCUGGAAAGUAUAAAUUGUAUACAUCUUGCAUCAUUGGCGUUUUGAGAAUGAGGAAUUUCUUGUAAAUGCAGGUUGUAAGUAUGCAAGAAACUAGUUGUAAAAAGUAGUCCAAGUCUCAACUAAUACCUGUCUUCUGAUUGCCACGAUUGUAUUGUUAGCUUGUACAUACAGAAUAUCAAACUAUAUAACUCUUGUCCUGUGAGUAGAAUGAAGCUCUUCUUAUAUUGAUAUUUCUCUUGAUGAUGAAAUCAUUGAUUUUCAAGGAUUGUCUGUCAACAUUUCCUGAGCUGGAUUUAUAGGUGAUGGUCAAGUUGGAAAAAAUAGAGUGAGGUAAGAGUUUCAAGAAAGAUGUCCCCACCUUUGUAGUGAUGUGUUUACAUAUUACUUCAGGACAGGGUUGGAUUAAUUUAAUGGACAAGGCAAGUACCAUUUCUUUAUGGUGUUGGGAUUUGUCUAUAUCGUUCAUAACAGAAUGAAGCUCAGAUUCUUGGAUUCAGUCUGAUGAAAACCAUAUCUGGUACGUUGCUUUCUGUCACAUUCAGAAGAAGAAAAACAACCUUGACCUCACUGUAACUUCACCCUUGGUCCAUUGAAAAAAUUAACCUUAAAACCAUUUUGACCUCAGUGAGUGCCUGCAUGGGGGUCUGUUUAAGUUUGGGUACACAAUUUGUAUUGAGAAUAUGUUACAUUCCACUAUAAUGGAUUAUGGGAGUACUAAAAUCUCCUAUAUUAGGGACUCGUCACUGCUUAAGCCUUCCUUGGUCAUCAAUGUUUUCACAUCAUUUCCUACCAUUCAUUCCAGCAGAUUUAGAUUUUGUGGUUCAUGUAUUACACAGUAUGAAAUAAUUGCUGGUGAAUCUGUUGAGUAUGUGACAGGCUUGUUGCACAGCAGUUAUAUGCUACUGUGGUGAGAGACCUCAAGGUACCAAGUCUGAGAAUCUCUCUUCGGCUGAGUUCUGGCUUCAUCUAGUGUCACCGCCAUUGUAUAGAUGUCAUCACUUAUUGUCCUACUGCACCUAGAAUAUGUUUACAUGUUGCCAUAGCAACACAUAGAUCUAUAAAAACAACUGCUCACAUCCACAUCAGGGAACUGUUCUGUAUCAGUUGUCCAUAGAUCUGUUUGAGCUGGACUUUAGGUAUUUUGUGCCAGUAAUAGCUGUGAUGAUGUCAGUCUGAUGUCAAUGAAUGAAAAAGAGAAGAAACUUCAAAUCCUGGCAUUUCGAUUUGUGAUCUGUGCCAAAUGCUUUCACCUGUGUAGAUCUUUGGUAUUGCUUCAAUUUGACUGUAUUCUUAUGGGCAUUUUAUUAGCACAGUUUACAUGACAAUACAUGUAUGUACCAGAUAGGGCUUCAGGCUAGUUAAAGGGAUGAACCUGCAGCUUCAUAUUUAUGGACUUAAACAAGCAUCAUCUGUAUAUUCUCAUAGACUUUUCAAAAGGUAUAUGAAAUCAGACUGAUACUGUUAGGUUCAGUCUUCAAAAGCUGGAAAGAAUUAAUCUCGACUGAACAUUCUUUUAUGGCUUGAGGUCUGUUCUUGCUGCCCAGUGACCAUCUUGUGCAACAUGAAGCCCACCUCGUGUAUGAUUCUGAAGACUGAAAGGUGUGUCUGCUGCUCAGAAGAUGCAGUUCUCUGUAGACAAGAUGACAGCUGCCGUAUGAAUCUCGUGAGUCUUUGCUGACAUUGACAUCCUCGUGGAUGUGGACAGUUGUCCUUCUCUGCAGCAUGAUGGCAGACAGUUGCAACAUCAUAGUGGCAAACAGGUUACAAGGGAUUUUGUGCAUUUUAAUCAGUAUUUGUAAUAUAUAUUUAAUUAGCAGCAGAUGCAUGCUUUUCUGGGAAGGUUCAUCUUCAUUUGUGCAACUUGCAAUAGUUCAUGUAUUUUAGUCAGUGAAAUAUCUUCAGUCUUCCUCCAUCAGUAUAUUUUUCGUGGACAAUGUCGGAUGUGUUCAAGAUCACCAUUAUUCAAUGAGUAAUGUGAAAAGUUUACUUUGUUUUGUCUUAAUAGUCAGUAACUGAUUACAGCUGUUUCCCUAGCCAGUUGUUUGUGGGUAUUCUCUUAUCAAACUGUACUGUUAGUGGAAGUAUAGCAUACAUGGCAUACAUUUUGCUGGUAGUUCAAAUGCAGAUACUAUGCAGAGGAUCAUCCAGCUUCAUGCAAGAAAAGCUUUUGAGGUAUAUGAACAAGCUGUCUCCUUUUUUUUAAUGUUUGCAAGUUUGUAUCUGUAUGAUGGAAAUGGAUCUUAUCAGAAUGAUGUGUAUGCUGCUGCAGUUGAUGUUGUGUAUAGUGUUCACAUUGUCACCCCUCCCCGUGUCGUAGGUCACUGACACAAGGCUUUCCUAGUAUCUUGCAUUCUCUCCUGACACUCUGCUAGUUCCAAUAAAUAAAUGUCAUGUGUAUUUAUCAUUGAGUUGACAGAUUGUAUGUACAUUGUAAAUGUCAUAUGUUAAUGUAAUAAAUAAAAUUGCCUCUUGUAAAUUUA
Haliotis rubra (blacklip abalone) is the source of this 4729-nucleotide messenger RNA. RefSeq names its product vesicle-associated membrane protein 3-like. Gene Ontology annotation, molecular function: SNAP receptor activity; syntaxin-1 binding. Gene Ontology annotation, biological process: vesicle fusion; vesicle-mediated transport; SNARE complex assembly. The transcript has 9 exons. Bases 115 to 606 code for a protein of 163 amino acids. Gene Ontology annotation, cellular component: plasma membrane; SNARE complex. The record is from RefSeq and is a predicted model, not a curated record. Lineage: Eukaryota; Metazoa; Mollusca; Gastropoda; Lepetellida; Haliotidae.